AUGAACUCCCCUUCCCAACCGACCCACGCCCGGAGUCGCCUCACCCCAUCCGCCCACUCGCCGCUCGCAGCCUUCAGCUCCGACGUCUCGACUCGCUCGAGAUCAUACCACGCCCUCUCGAUACCGAAACCAACUUCAAGCAACACCCCGCAGAUCCCACCCAUGACCUCCCCCACGGCGCCCCUCAGAUCCCGCUCCCUCACGCUCAGCGGUAGAUCAACCAUCAACCUCGUAUACCGGUACCGACACCGCGAAUACGUCUCCGCAAACAGCGCGCCCUGGACAUCCCACGUCUGCCGAUCAAUCUCGCGCGGAUACUCCAGAAACGAGACGAGGAACAUGUGGCUCUGCCCACGCAACUUGUAUAACCACUCUCUCACCGCCGUCACAUUGCUCCAGUCACUGCCAUCGCCGCCGAACCUUGCACCCUCCUCCAUGACCAUCAAAUGCCCAGCCGUCCGCUGCACAAUCUCCCCCAUGGAACUCACCCACUCCAUCCCACUACACCCCCCCUCGCCCACAAGCGCGUCCCUCAACAUCACCUCCGUCUCCCACCUCAUCCCCGCCGCCGCCUCCGCCGUCACAUUCUCCAAAUGA
Messenger RNA from Colletotrichum paranaense, 597 nucleotides. RefSeq lists its product as uncharacterized. The record is from RefSeq and is a predicted model, not a curated record. The transcript has a single exon. Lineage: Eukaryota; Fungi; Ascomycota; Sordariomycetes; Glomerellales; Glomerellaceae. Bases 1 to 597 code for a protein of 198 amino acids.